AUGGGAAAAUCCUGUGUUUUGCUCACCCCCCCCCCUCUCCCCCACUCGGCUUGGUCUGAUCAACCAACGCCUUUUCAGUUUAAAAAUUCAAAAAAUAAAGAGCAAACACCAAAUAAAAGAGAGAAUGCCCCUUUUCAGACAGGCAUAUACUAUAUAAAUGUAAACACAAUUAUUUAAAUAAAUUUAAAAAAGAAGAGCAAAGAACAGCAAAGUAUUUGUGAGAGAAAAAACAGUCGGCACUAUCCUUACCCUUCUAUUUAAAUUUUUUUUUUACAAUUCUUCCCCUUUCUGUUUUUGCAAAAUAAAUUUAAAUUUUUCUUUCCAUUUCCCAAUCUUUAUUCUCCUGUCGAGGAGAAGCCAUUCCUCUAUUUAAAAAUUUUUUUUUGCACAUCUUUUAUUUUAAAUUUAUUUACAUUUUUGCACCUUUUUUUCAAAACAAUUUUAUUUUUAUUUUCAAAUAGCGCUAUUUGCCCCAACAUUUUUUCAAUCGCAUUUUUCCACAUAUAUUCUUUUAAUCUUUUGCCUUCUCUCUCUUUACAUUUCUUUCUCUUUUUUCUUUUAAAUUUUUUUGCCACUCCC
Messenger RNA from Meloidogyne enterolobii, 579 nucleotides. NCBI's taxonomy places the organism in Eukaryota, Metazoa, Nematoda, Chromadorea, Rhabditida, Meloidogynidae. The record is from the annotation of a GenBank genome assembly.